AUAAUGAAAAAGCAAAGAUACCGAUUUAGUGUGGUCGUAAAUGAAUUGAAAAAGGAAGACUUUGUUCCUUACAAAACCACAUUGAUGGCUUUUGUCAAUUGUGUCAUUGUGGCUAAUAAAAAAUUGGAGGAUAAGUGGUGGUAACCCAAUGAAUUUAUUGGCUUAAACCUUCUCGAUGUGAUCAAUGAUUUGCGAAACGAAGACAACGAGAAAACAGUCAUCCAAUGUGAUGUUUUUGACGACGAGAAGGCAUCAGAUGACGAAACAAUGGCGGCCUUGAAGCCAACUGGUAUUGACAUAAAUAAUGUGAAAGAGGUGUUCAGCGCUCUCUAUGAUAAGGUUUACAAUACACCACUGGCUGAAAUGCUUCUGAGUAUGUUACAAACUCUCCUACAAACAGAACCAGACGAUCAACUUAGUGAUAAUAGGUGGACACUGAUUGAAAAGUCAGUUAAGAAAGCAUUCCUAAUGGAUUCAUUGCUUGACAGUAAAUGUGUUUUAUGUGGAAAAAACGUUUCACAAACAGAAAAUGCUGUACCACCUCCUCCUCAUUCACCACCAGCACCACCUCCGCCACCACCACCUCCACCACCACCACCACUGCCAGGAUUAGGGCCGCCCCCACCUCCACCUCCACCACCCCCGCUAGGUUUAUCGCCGCCACCUCCACCACCACCGCCAGGAUUUGGCCCGCCCCCACCACCUCCACCACCCACUCUAGGUGUGGUAGUGGCCCCUUCACUUUCAGCUUCAAACCCUCAGAGAUCCUGCACUGUGUGUAGACACACUCCUAAACGCAAAUUAAAAACAAUCAACUGGACAAAGAUACCAGCUCGUAGUAUUUCAUCUCAAGGGAAUGUUUGGAAGCAAGUUAUGAAAAUGGAAGAUAAAGUCCCUGUAAAGCAUGAAACCUUGGAACAGGAAUUCUGCCGGAAACAGAUCCAGAAAAUGAAAGAAACGAAAAUAAAACUUCCAAAAGAGAUACUGCUUCUUGAUGGAAAACGAAGUAUGAAUGUAAACAUCUUUCUGAAGCAGUUUAAGUGUAGCCACACAGAAAUUGUAUCAAUGAUAAAGACAGGUGAUGUAGAUGUCAUCGGCAAAGAGCGUCUACUAGGUUUACAGAAAAUACUUCCAAAGGAGGAAGAGGUUAGUAUGCUUGAAGAAUUCGAGGGAGAUAAAGAGAAACUUGGGAAUGCAGAGAAAUUCUAUUUAAAACUCAUCAAGUUGCAAGCCUACAGAAUUCGUAUAGACGGACUUGUUCUAAAGGGCGAUUUCGGAGACACAAUGGAUAAUCUUUUACCAAAUAUCAGUGCUGUGAUUAAAACAUGCAAAUGUCUUCUGGAAAAUGAUUCUCUCAAAGUGUUUCUACGCUAUGUUCUACAUACUGGAAAUUUCAUGAAUGCAGGUGGGUAUGCAGGCAACGCGAUGGGUUUCCGGAUAAAUUCCUUAAAUAAAUUGAUGGAUACAAGAUCCAAAAAGCCCAGGGUAACUCUUUUGCACUAUCUCGUUGAAGAGGAAAAAGAAGACAAGGAAGCUCUAGCUUUUGUUGAGGAGAUAACUCCAAGUUUGGCCAUUGCCUCAAAUUUGACUGUGGACUCUUUGGCAGCAGAGGUUAAAGAAGUAAAAGAUAAGGUUAACGGUCUGAAAAAAGGCCUGAAAAAGAGUCCCAGUGACGUCAAUAAUCAACUUAAAACAUUUGUACAGGCAAGCAAAAAGGAAAUGACUUCAUUAGAUGAGAGUUUAGAGAAAAUAACAGAACUGACACAGCAAAUUGUUUGUUACUUCUGUGAAAAAGAGAAAAGUUUUAAAUUAGAUGAGUGCAUUCACGACAUGAAUACGUUCUGUGAUAAUAUUAAACGAUGUCAAAAGGAGAAUUUACAGAGAAAACACAAAGAAGAAAUGGCAGAGCGCAGGAAAAAGCAGGAACAGGAAAUGACAAAGAAACAUGCUGAGCAUACUUCAGCAAAGAAAGAAUCAAUUGAAGAAGAUUGUAUUAUAGAUCGAUUACUGAAGGAUAUUCGGAAAGGACACAAGCUACGAACCACGAGACAACAGACAUAG
Saccostrea cuccullata (small rock oyster) is the source of this 2061-nucleotide messenger RNA. RefSeq names its product inverted formin-2-like. Gene Ontology annotation, molecular function: actin binding. Gene Ontology annotation, biological process: cellular component organization. The record is from RefSeq and is a predicted model, not a curated record. NCBI's taxonomy places the organism in Eukaryota, Metazoa, Mollusca, Bivalvia, Ostreida, Ostreidae.